Messenger RNA from Suillus paluster, 1236 nucleotides. RefSeq lists its product as uncharacterized. NCBI's taxonomy places the organism in Eukaryota, Fungi, Basidiomycota, Agaricomycetes, Boletales, Suillaceae. The record is from RefSeq and is a predicted model, not a curated record. The transcript has 3 exons. Bases 1 to 1236 code for a protein of 411 amino acids.
AUGUCGUCUAAAUUUCCUGGGAGCCUUGGCCUGCGCACUCCAGGUGCUGCGUCAUACCGAACUGCCAAGAAUUCGGAACCUCUUCGCACUCCAGACGCUGCCAGUGCUUCGUACCGAGCUGCGAAUCCUGCCCUUCUGCGCAUUCCAGAUGCUGCGUCAUACCGCGCUGCUCAUCAAACACAUCUGCACGCACUUACACCCCUUCUAGUACCUCCGACAUCAAUUGAUUCAAAUCACUUCCUACCAUUCGGGCCGCCGACCUUCAUUCUCCUCGAUCACCCAGGCAACCACCGAGUACAGCGUCAGACCACUGGUGCUGCACUGGCGCCUUUGCUACCUCCUCGUGUCGGUGUAUCUGGCACAGCGUCGUGCUCUAGCAGAUCUCGCGCUGUGUCUUCUGGGUCGUCUAUGAGACCGUCGGUCCCUACCACCGAGUUUGCCCCUUCGUUUCCAAAGAUGACUGGUCAUCGUAACGAUACCGCGCUCGUGAAUAGUAGCCAGCGUGCAACAUCGCACCACACCACUGGGGAGUGGUUUCAAAUUUUCAUCGGCACAGCCAGCAUUCGCCCAUUUAUCAUCCAUCUACCCCCAUACUGGAGUUUCGGUGGUACCCAGUAUGGGUUAUCGCAAGUUUGCCAAACCGUAUACUACCACAGUGUCGUGCAACCUGGCACCGCAAUACGUCCUAGACCACACUCCAAAACCCAUCGCGCUGUCUCCUGGGGUGGCAAAGCCAAAGAAAACGAAGAUUAUUCCCGAUUUUGCCCAGGUCCUGCAGUAUGUGCAGACGUCCAGCAAUGGUUUCCGCAUGCACCACAUUCAAAAGGUGAUUCUGUUAGUGGAGAAAAAGCCCAAAUACCACAAAAGCAACUGGUCCGUGGGCUGUCCCCUUUCAAAGAAUCCAGCGAUCAAGUUCGCAAGCAAGCGGCCUAUGCCUUCAUGGCCGACCCCAGCCUUCGCAGGAUCAGCACCAUCCUCGCAUUUGGGGCGCGUUAUAGAUAUGCCGAGAUCGCUCGUCCACUAGAUGAAGUUUUGGCUACAUUGGUAGAGACUAGGUACAUGACUUACGGUCAAUGCAAGGGACCAAUACUAGAAGACGUACCGGAUUGGUUGCAAUUAAGUGGCCAGAGUGACAACUCUUUUGAGUUGCUAGACCAUGAGGGACUGUCAGCACGGGCUUUCGAGAUCACAGCACAACGAAUUAAGAGACGAGAGAGGGCACUGUGGAAUCUAUGA